This is a messenger RNA of Penicillium pulvis, 387 nucleotides long. RefSeq lists its product as uncharacterized. The record is from RefSeq and is a predicted model, not a curated record. Bases 1 to 387 code for a protein of 128 amino acids. The transcript has a single exon. Lineage: Eukaryota; Fungi; Ascomycota; Eurotiomycetes; Eurotiales; Aspergillaceae.
AUGCCUGACAUCUACGACCGGAUCCGAGAGGAAGUCUCCGAUAAAGAACUUGCGCUCUGGACAGCCCUCACAUGUGCCGAUCCAGCCUCCGAGUUAAUCAAAUUAAGCAACCCAGAAGCCAACUUUAUGUUCCCGAAAAAAGAGGUCCUCACCCUAGAAGACCAUGACAAAUUCAGAAAGGCGUUGAGGGCUCCGUUCCACCGGUUCGACACUUAUCGAAUGGAUGAAGUUCGAAUCUUCAUCAUUGAUUUGAUGGCAGCAACAGUGACAUGCAAAGUCCAUGCGGAGAGGGAGGGCAGGAAGUACCGGGCGACAUCGCAUACUACGUGGUCUCAGGCUUCCGAUGGCGAAUGGAGGAUUGUGACCCACCAGGAAUGUAAAGUAUAG